UCUUCUCCCCAAAACUUUCCCUCUCCUCAAGAAACACAACAGUGAACAAAGCUCUCGCUUCGCUCCUCCUCCAAAGAAGUGGGCUCAUUUUCCCCACUUUUUAAGAAAAUUAAAAAAAAGAAAAAACCCAAAAAAUUGCAUCUUGAUUGCUCGCAAUUUCUCCUACUAUGAGGUCGCAAGGUGCAAAGGUCGCCCUUUUAUUCACUCGAAGUUUCCGCAAACCGCCGCUUAGAACUUCGGAGCAAUUGUCACGAUGGAUUAGCACUUCGUCGUCUAGGGUUUUCUCGGGGUCGAGUUUUGAAAAAGGAAAAUGGAAGAAUAGUGAUCACAGUGGUGUCUUUUAUAUGAAUGGAUACCCAAAAAGAUAUUUUCAUGGAACGAGACCGGUGUCUGUGAGAGAUUACUAUGAUGUAUUGGGAGUCAGCAAAAAUGCAACAUCGUCAGAUAUUAAGAAAGCCUAUUAUGCGCUGGCAAAGAAGCUACAUCCUGACACAAAUAAAGAUGAUGCUGAAGCAGAAAGAAAAUUCCAAGAAGUUUCACGUGCUUACGAGGUUCUAAAGGAUGACGAAAAGCGAUCACUUUAUGACCAGGUUGGUCCUGAUGCAUUCGAACAAGCUGCUUCAGGAGGUGCCCCUGGUGGGGGGCCAUAUGGUGGUGGUGGAUUCAAUCCAUUUGAGGAUUUAUUUAGUGGAUUUGCUGGUGGAGGGACUGAUUUCUUUAAGAACAUGUUUCACAGGGAUUUUGGCGGACAAGACAUCAAGGUGCCACUAGAAAUAUCGUUCAUGGAAGCAGUCCAAGGGUGCACUAAAACCUUGAAAUUUCAGGCUGCUGUACCUUGCGAAGCUUGUGGGGGAAGUGGAGCCCCUCCUGGAACUAAACCUGAAACUUGUAGAGGUUGUAGAGGCUCAGGAAUGACUUUCAUGCAACAAGGGCCCUUUAGGGUGCAGAGGACCUGUUCAGUCUGUGGUGGUGAUGGAAAAAUUAUCAAGAACCUUUGCAAGUCAUGUGGUGGACAGAAAGUUGUGCUAGGAACCAAAUCAGUAAGGCUCGAUGUGAUGCCUGGGGUUGAUAAUGAUGACACUAUUAAAAUUCAUAGGAGUGGUGGAGCAGAUCCUGAAGGUGGUCAACCUGGUGACCUUUAUGUUACUAUAAAGGUUCGAGAAGAUCCAGUUUUUAGGAGAGAGAGGUCUGAUAUUCAUGUUGACGCUGUCCUGAAUGUUUCGCAGGCAAUCUUGGGAGGAACCAUACAAGUCCCAACUCUUACGGGGGAUGUCGUCCUCAAGGUUAGGCCAGGUACUCAACCAGGCCAGAAAGUUGUCCUAAAGGGAAAAGGAAUAAGGACAAGGAGCUCUGCAGUGUAUGGCGACCAAUUUGUUCAUUUUAAUGUUUCUAUCCCUAAUAAUUUGACACAGAGGCAGCGAGCGCUGAUUGAGGAGUUUGCAAAAGAGGAGCAGGGGGAAUAUGAUAAGGGAGAAAAGGCAGCAGGAGCUUCAGGAUAAUAGAUAAUUUCACACUUGGGUAAUGAUGUAGUAAACCAAUUGGUGUAGCAAAAGCUAUAGGAGAAAAUGCAAGGCUCUUCCUGGCUAAAUUUUUGUAAGGGGUACAUUUAUUCUUACUCACAUUAUGAUGAUAUAUGAAGCCUUAGUUCCAAUUUCAAUAUUGUUGCCUUGGCUAUUAAUUGACGACAUUUCUACAUUGAUGUUGGGAUUUGUACAUAUGCUGACAAUAAUGAGUGGGUUACCAUUCUGGA
Messenger RNA from Asparagus officinalis (garden asparagus), 1750 nucleotides. RefSeq names its product chaperone protein dnaJ GFA2, mitochondrial-like. Gene Ontology annotation, biological process: response to heat; protein refolding. Gene Ontology annotation, cellular component: cytoplasm. The coding region runs from base 168 to 1499 and encodes 443 amino acids. The transcript is spliced from 18 exons. Gene Ontology annotation, molecular function: heat shock protein binding; ATP binding. NCBI's taxonomy places the organism in Eukaryota, Viridiplantae, Streptophyta, Magnoliopsida, Asparagales, Asparagaceae. The record is from RefSeq and is a predicted model, not a curated record.